AUGGCCGCAACUUCAAUACGCUCCACUGCCAUUAUUUCAGAACUCCCACAAGAGCUGCCCCCACAAGAGCUGCCUCCACAAGAGCUGUCCCCACAAGAGCUGCCUCCACAAGAGCUGUCCCCACAAGAGCUGCCCCCACAAGAGCUGUCCCCACAAGAGCUGCCCCCACAAGAGCUGUCCCCACAAGAGCUGCCCCCACGAGAGCUGCCCCCACAAGAGCUGCCCCCACAAGAACUGUCCCCACAAGAGCUGCCCCCACAAGAACUGUCCCCACAAGAGCUGCCCCCACAAGAGCUGCCCCCGCAAGAGCUGCCCCCACAAGAGCUGUCCCCACAAGAGCUGCCCCCACAAGAGCUGUCCCCACAAGAGCUGUCCCCACAAGAGCUGCCCCCACAAGAGCUGCCCCCACAAGAGCUGUCCCCACAAGAGCUGCCCCCACAAGAGCUGCCCCCACAAGAGCUGUCCCCACAAGAGCUGCCCCCACAAGAGCUGCCCCCACAAGAGCUGCCCCCACAAGAGCUGUCCCCACAAGAGCUGCCCCCACAAGAGCUGCCCCCACAAGAGCUGCCCCCACAAGAGCUGCCCCCACAAGAGCUGUCCCCACAAGAGCUGCCCCACAAGAGCUGCCCCCACAAGAGCUGCCCCCACAAGAGCUGCCCCCACAAGAGCUGUCCCCACAAGAGCUGCCCCCACAAGAGCUGCCCCCACAAGAGCUGUCCCCACAAGAGCUGCCCCCACAAGAGCUGCCCCCACAAGAGCUGCCCCCACAAGAGCUGCCCCCACAAGAGCUGUUCCCACAAGAGCUGCCCCCACAAGAGCUGCCCCCACAAGAGCUGCCCCCACAAGAGCUGUCCCCACAAGAGCUGCCCCCACAAGAGCUGCCCCCACAAGAGCUGCCCCCACAAGAGCUGUCCCCACAAGAGCUGCCCCCACAAGAGCUGCCCCACAAGAGCUGCCCCCUCAAGAGCUGUCCCCACAAGAGCUGCCCCCACAAGAGCCGUCCCCACAAGAGCUGCCCCCACAAGAGCUGUUCCCACAAGAGCUGUUCCCACAAGAGCUGCCCCCACAAGAGCUGUCCCCAUAAGAGCUGCCCCCACAAGAGCUGCCCCCACAAGAGCUGCCCCUACAAGAGCUGUUCCCACAAGAGCUGUUCCCACAAGAGCUGCCCCCACAAGAGCUGUCCCCAUAAGAGCUGCCCCCACAAGAGCUGCCCCCACAAGAGCUGCCCCCACAAGAGCUGCCCCCACAAGAGCUGUUCCCACAAGAGCUGUUCCCACAAGAGCUGCCCCCACAAGAGCUGUCCCCAGAAGAGCUGCCCCCACAAGAGCUGCCCCCACAAGAGCUGCCCCCACAAGAGCUGUUCCCACAAGAGCUGUUCCCACAAGAGCUGUCCCCAUAAGAGCUGCCCCCACAAGAGCUGCCCCCACAAGAGCUGUCCCCAUAAGAGCUGCCCCCACAAGAGCUGCCCCCACAAGAGCUGCCCCACAAGAGCUGCCCCCACAAGAGCUGUCCCCACAAGAGCUGCCCCCACAAGAGCUGCCCCCACAAGAGCUGCCCGUUACUCAACCGAAGUCAACCCACCAGAUAAGAUAG
Procambarus clarkii (red swamp crayfish) is the source of this 1593-nucleotide messenger RNA. Lineage: Eukaryota; Metazoa; Arthropoda; Malacostraca; Decapoda; Cambaridae. The record is from RefSeq and is a predicted model, not a curated record.